AGUAGGAUAUGCAGGGAGUCUAUACUCCCUUAUGGUCCAGGAUUAUUUUCAUGAGAGGGCUUUGUAAUUGAACAAAUUAAUUCCAAUUCUAAGAUAAUAAAAUAUAGACCUUGUUAUAAACCUAAUUGGUCAAAUGAAUCACCAGUAAUGCUGUACAAAAUCACAUAACUGAAAUGUGCUUUCUCUACCUGUACUUCUGAAGUCUCACCUGUCAAUUGGAUUGCUUAGAAGUCAUGGCAUAGUGUUGAAUGCCAAUUUACUGACCUUUGGUUAUUCAUUUGGCCAAUUUUGAGUGAUUUGACUUAUUAUAAAAUUAUAUUUAAAUUAUUUCAUUAUAUAUUAAACUAUUUUCCAAUAGUUAUAACAUACAAAAUUUUAAUUAAUAUACCUGUAUAAUAUAAGCAAGGAUGUAUUUAUUGUAUGAUUUGUAUUGUGUUAUCACAAUACAGUGUUGCUAUAGAAACACAAAGGCACAACAUUUCAUAUAGAUAAUAAACUAUGUUAACUAUCUCAAUUUGCAAAUGUAAUUCUUAAUUCAAAAGAGGGAUUGCAUUUUACAUUUAAAACUAUUUAAAUUAUUGAUGUGAACAUGUUUGAAACAAUCGAGGAUGAAGAUGAGGGAAGAACAAUUAAGAUCACAGUUUUGGGUGAACCCUCAACUGGUAAAACAUGUCUCUGUAACAGAUAUUUGGGAGGGUCUGGGACAUCUCCAGCCAGCACUCAUGGAGCCGAGGUGACUGCAGGUCAAUGCUUAGGCCUGCGACCUGCAGUGCCGUUUCAACUUUGUGAUGUUGCUGGAAAUUCAUUAGCUACUUCAAUGCUUACUAAUUACUUGUAUGCAUCGGAUAUUGUAUUAUUUGUGUAUGACUUAACAAACUUACAAAGUUUUGAAAGGUUAGAUGUAUGGCUUAGUAAAGUACAGGAUGUCUAUAAACAUGAGACUAAGAAGCCUUGUAUGGCCAUUUUUGGCAAUAAGUCUGAUUUGGAACACCAGAGGGCAGUGAGAUUAUCAUGUGUACAGACAUUUGCUACCAAACACGGUCUGGAGAGCUUUAAAGGUUCUGCUAGGACUGGAGAAUUGGUUAAUAUAGCUAUUACAAGUCUAAUAGCACGUGUAUUGGGUUCCAAGAUGGUUUCAAUUCUAGCUGCUGAUGAAAAACCAACAGGCAAACAGAUUCAAAUUAGUCAGGUUCCUCCAGAAGAAGUAGAAAUUGCUUUACCUCUAAUAAUGAGUAGAAAGUCCUUGAGAAAAGUACAAAGAAAAGAAUCCUCAUCUGUUUGUGAAUUACAAUAAAAAAUGUGUAAUAGU
Molecule: messenger RNA, 1309 nt
Organism: Zerene cesonia (dogface butterfly)
Lineage: Eukaryota; Metazoa; Arthropoda; Insecta; Lepidoptera; Pieridae
Product: ras-related protein Rab-28-like
Exons: 4
Coding region: 590-1294 (234 amino acids)
Cellular component (GO): Golgi apparatus; endosome
Molecular function (GO): GTPase activity; GTP binding
Source: RefSeq, a predicted model, not a curated record